AUGUUGGUUACGGGCAGGGAAGCCGCGCGCUUCUGUCGGCCGCCAUUUCGAGUAAGGGAGACCGGACUCCUCGACGAAAUUAGGUUAAUAACUUAGCACUGCCGGUCUGGGGAUCUUUAAGACAGCGCUUAAAAGUUUUACUUAAACCAUAGGGCAAACUCUGUUUGCAGUUAAUGUCUUAAGGAUAACGAUUAUGCAGUGAGUGACAGAGAGAGAGGACUUGUGAGGCCACCCUGUCCUCUAGGUCCUAGUGAGAUUCUCGCCCUCCUUCCCUAGACUGCCGUGCUCCAUGGGAGGCUUCCUGAAGCAUCCUGCGUGACCGUGCAGGAGGUUCUGAGAAAGAAAGGAUAUCCUAACAGUCGCUUACUGAACUCCACCCGAACGAGCACUCAGUGAGAUACGCAACGGCAGCAUGAACGAGAGCGUCGGUGCUGAAAAGUGCGGCGACGUCAGUUCGCUUUGCAUGGAUCUCUCCAACCUUGUCACCUGGGCACACACUCAUGGGAAUAUAUGCAAACAAAUCCCGGCCUUGGAAGUGGUGCAGACCUCGGGGCAUCCCGGCAGAGACAAUUCUAUUCUGUGGAUGUGUGGGGGUGGACAUGCGUAUCACUGGCCAUGUGGAAAAUUACACUUCAGAAGCAGAGAAGAGAGCGAAGCUGUAGAAAAGAGGAAGAGGCUAACGUCCUCCGAGGCUCCCUCAAGGGAAGCCAAUUCAGGUGAAAAGAGGAUCAGGGUAACCUCAUCUUUUGAGAGUGCUAGAACAGGCACUGCUGCCCCAGGAUCACAUAGCAGAUCUCCAGGGGUCACUCAACAAAGAGAUGACACCGUCUACAUAGUACAUAAUGAACCGGCCCCCAGAGAAAAUGAGAAAAACAGAAAACCCAUUAAACCCUUUGCAGCAGGACGGCGUGUGUCAGCCUCCAAAGGUGAAAUCAAAACAGACGUACACAUGGUGAAGCUAGGAAGCAAUGAAGAUCUACAAAUCAUCUCUGAUGAUGAGCAGCAUGUAUCAGAUGCGGAAAGCCAAGCAGACAGAACCAGCCAGAAUAUUCCUUCAGACUCACCGCCCACUAGCUGUGUAACUGCUGAGGUAGAUUUGCAAAUGCAUCAUGAUCAGAAGACUGCAAUUAUCAAGCAGCCGGCCACUCCCACACCUGGCUUUGCCCCCACAGAAAAGCCACCCUUAACUCUUCCCUCUUCUCUAAAAUCCCCCGUAAGCAAUCAGAAGAUCCUGGAAAGCAGCUUCACGCGUCAAGGUCCUCGUAAUCCUGUGGAGUUCACAAGUGAAACUUCUAGAGCAAGGAAUUCCACUGGGUUGGCAACACCAAAAGAGCAGUUAAAACAGAUUUCUGUCUCCAACGCUGAAGCAAAAGCCCCACUAGAGUCACCCACCUCUGUGACAUUCUUUCAGUUUGAAGCCUCUGUAGAUGUCCAGCAGCAACUCCACCUGUGCUGCCCCGAGUGUGGCACACCAGGAACAGCCUUCAGUGGGGAUGCUGCUGGAAACCCUCCUGAGGGGAGCAAACCGUCGGUAUCUGAGCUUACACCUUGGCAUUCAGCCUCACUGAGUCCGGAAGGCAAGAAUUCAGACCAUCCAUCUCCGAACACAAAUAGGCUGAAGAAGAGAAACCGUAAUGCUAGUGACAUAAAGAUUUUCAGAGACUGGCUGGUUUUACAUUGCCCUUCUGAAGUGCGCGAGAUCUAUAAGCUGCCACCUGAAGACCUCGAUAAUUACCUGGCCUGGUUCUACAGUUCCGCAAAGAAACAGAACGGCAUGGAUUUCUCCGCCAACUCUUUGUACUUCUUUCAGAGCAGCAUAGACAGAUACCUCAAGGAUCACGAUUACGAGUACAGCGUGGUUAAAGGAGUGGAAUUCAGAACAUCUCAGGAAGCCUUGAAACUAAAGCAUCAGCAUCUAGCUCAAAAAGAGAGAGAGGGAGAGUGGGCUAUUUUAGAGAACCUGACAGAUGAAAACGUGGAUAUCCUUCGCAAGAACGGGCUGCUAAGUCAGAUGACCCCUCAGGGCUUUUUGCACCUGAUGCUCAUAAAUAUCAUUAGGGGGUUUGGGGCAAGUACGCACAAUCAGAGCCAGAAGCUGUACUGGGGACAGCUGGUGCUAAGAAAGGAUGAGGCAGGGCUGGAGUACCUGGAGUGGAAGAACGACCUCCAUGCGGAGGAAGCUGCGGGGGAAGCAGCUCCACAUCUCUUUGCCAGGCCUGACAACCCAGAUAACUGUCCGAUCCAGGACUACAAGAAGUACGCUAAGAGGAGGCCGCUGGAUAUGCUUCACGACUACGAUCCGCUCUAUCUGUCUCCCAAGCCCUUGUACUCCAUGUGGGACCAAGUAUGGUACUGUAGAAAGUCACUGACAAAAGCCAGAAUGGAAAAGAUGCUGAAGGCAAUUAUCCAGCAAGUCAAAGGAACUAAAAAGAGGGCCAAGAAGUAAAGGUACCCACUGAUUUCUGUUGUGCCACUUCGACAGGAGCCUGUUCCAAAGGGUUAAGUAGUGAUAUUUAGCAGAGGUUGAAGAGAACAUCCGUCCCUUCAGUUUCACCUUCAGACAUCUAGAGAUUUGCAUUACUUUAGCUUUCAGGGGUAGUGAAAAACUUCUGUAAUUCGUAACAGAAUUGAUAGUAAGUUAAAUGCAUAUGAGAAUUCUACUUUUACAAAUGUGAGAUGUUCGUGUUAUACUGUACUAAUAGUGACGUGGUAAGAUGCGCUGCCAGGGAGAGGGCUCCCCAGCUGAAUGACAAGCUGCCCUUGUGCUUAGAGAGCUGACACUUGCAAACGGUAUUUAGCCUGCCGUGUAACAGCCUGUCAUAAAAAGAUAAAUAACAGGAGUUCGUUCUGGGGGGGAAGGAGGAUGAUGAAAUACCACGUUUGCCAGCUGCUAAUCCAUAGCUCAUAGGAAUGCUUUCAACAAGGUUUAUGUCAUUUUUCUUAGUGAAAGAUUUGUAGAUUUAAGAAAUUCUGACUGUUUUGAAAAGUUACUUAAAUAUCUGACAGUGUUGAAAAGUUUUACGCUGUUUUCCCCAGAGCACUAACUAUAGCCA
Molecule: messenger RNA, 3053 nt
Organism: Oxyura jamaicensis (ruddy duck)
Lineage: Eukaryota; Metazoa; Chordata; Aves; Anseriformes; Anatidae
Exons: 5
Coding region: 413-2446 (677 amino acids)
Source: RefSeq, a predicted model, not a curated record